UAGAAAAUAACGACAUGGCUCUGUCUGAAUAAUAUAUUUUAUUUCAGGCUUUAUUCGUAUAAGGGACCAAAUCUAAAGUUUCAGGCAUAUCAACAGUCUCCCUUAAUUUCAUGGGGUCCUUCUUCUCUAGUGUCUCUGACGCGUGAAUAAAAUUUUUUUUAGAGAGACUGUCCCAACACUUUUUCUCUGUAAUCUCUAAAUGUCAAACAAAAAAGACAUUUAACGUCGCAUCCCGCAAUAUUCGGAUAUAAAAGCCGCAUUUUCAUUGACAUCCUCUUCACACAUUAUUAAUUUUGAGGAUGCGGACGUUUGGACAUUUUACUUAUCUGUAAAUAAAACAUAAAUAGAUGAAGUCAGCACGGUGUUAGUGUAAUAUCUUUAUUACUGAAUGUCGUUUUAAGACUAUAAAUGUAACAUCAGAGGAAGGAGAGUUUCGUAAUCAGUAGAGAGAUAAGAGGGGUUUCUAGAGUCGCGUCAUCAUAUCCGGGCUGCUGAUCGCCGGUAGAGUGGAUCGGGACGCAGGAUCGCGGGUUACGGGGAGCGGAGCGGUGUCAGUGUCUAUACCGAGAUUGCUGGACGACAGCAUGGCCGCCGGGAAGGCAGCGAGCAAACCGUCACUCUGGCAGAGCGAACGGGUUCGGUUCAUCAUCUGCUUCAUUGGGGUGUUCUUGUGUUACUUUUACUAUGGAAUACUGCAGGAGACCAUUACGCGAGGGGACUACAGUCAAGCAGGGAAGAAGGAGAAGUUUCGUUACGCCACCACACUAGUCUUCAUCCAGUGCAUCAUCAGUGCUGCUUUCGCCAGAAUCUUAAUUCAGUUUUUUGAGGGCUCAAAGCAGGACCACACGAAAAACUGGCUUUAUGGCGUGUGCUCUUUGUCUUACCUGGGUGCCAUGGUGUCCAGUAAUUCGGCCCUGCAGUAUGUCAACUACCCAACACAGGUGUUGGGAAAAUCUUGUAAACCCAUUCCAGUAAUGAUUCUGGGUGUCACAAUCCUGAGGAAGAAAUAUCCCAAGGCAAAAUAUCUGUGCGUUUUUCUGAUUGUCACUGGGGUCGCCCUCUUCCUCUACAAACCCAACAAAGGCUCCACCACAUCAGAUGAGCACACGUUUGGCUUUGGAGAGAUGCUGCUGUUGCUAUCAUUGACUCUGGAUGGGCUGACCGGUGUAGCUCAGGAUCAUAUGAGGGUGCGGCACCAGACGGGAGCCAAUCACAUGAUGCUAAAUGUCAACCUGUGGUCCACACUGGUCCUAGGAAUUGCUGUGCUGUGGACAGGUGAGGUGUGGGAGUUUUUGUCAUUUGCUGAUCGGUACCCUGACAUCAUCUAUAAUAUCCUCCUGUUCGGUUUGACUAGCGCUCUUGGACAGACUUUCAUCUUCAUGACAGUGGUGUAUUUUGGACCGCUCACCUGUUCUAUCAUCACAACGACACGGAAGUUCUUCACUAUCCUGGGUUCAGUGCUGCUGUUUGGGAACGUCAUCAGCACUAUGCAGUGGUUUGGCACCAUCCUUGUCUUCCUUGGUCUUGGACUGGAUGCCAAAUUUGGAAAGCCUCCUAAGAAGACGACAUACUAAAAACUGGAACUGUUUGUGUGUCUGUAUGGUUUUUUUUUUUCUGACAAACUUGUCAGUUUAUUCGCAACACUUUACCACACCAAUUCCAUGAGUGGUUUACAUUUUUAGCACUUAAAGUAUUGUUAUACUGCUGAUGUUCUGAACAUUUAAUUAUGGGAUAUAUUUGCCUAUAAUCUCUCAAAUUGGUAUCCAUGGUAACGGAGGGAUAAUACAGAAUACAGUGUGCCUAAUCAUAAUCUGUCAUGCUUCUAUUGGAAAAACAAACCUAAAAAGAAGUCUGAAUAAAGAGAUCCUGUAGUCUAAAAAAAAAGCACAUGGCACGGCUGAUUGUACUUCCUGGAACUCACCCUUCAGCAUGGCAACCGCUUAAUUUUUAACUACCCAGAUUCGUACUUUUGACACAUUUAAACACACCGUCAUGCCUCCCAGUCAUAGCUGAAUUAAGAUGGAUGGAUUCUGCCUUUAAUGUUAGUCUUAAUUUAGGCAUUGAAUUCUGUGUAGUGUCUGGUUGCUGUCAUUGCAUUCCGUGUGUGUGUGUGUGUGUGUGUGUGUGUGUGUGUGUGUGUGUGUGUGUGUGUGUGUGUGUGUAUUGUUUAUGAAAUAGACCAACAUAAUUUACAUACAGUGGGAGGAUGUUUGUCACACGCAGGCAUACCUGUGUAAAUGAACUCUUUUCACACCAGAUUUCAUAUUUAUAUUCAAAUACCAAAUGUUGUGUGUUUUGUUUAAGGUCAGAAAGGAAACAAAUGUUUAGAAAGUUGAGAAUUUUUUACAAAAAAGAAAAAAUAUAUAAUCUUGAUUAUAUGGUAUCCUUAUGUCUGAAUAAAAAUAAAACAAUUUUUUAGAAGACUUAAUAGUCUCUGUGGAGGAAUCCAUUUGGAAUUGUAACGGGUGUUUUAAUAAAAGGGAAACUCAAUCAGGUUGCUGGAUGAUGCCAUUGACCAGCUGCCUUUAAGUGAACGUCUGCCAAAAAAUUUGUUUAUAUCUGCCAGUAUCAUGUAUUCACUUUGAUUAGGGAAAGAAAAACAUCCAAACGACAUUAAACACACCCUGUAAUG
Messenger RNA from Xyrauchen texanus (razorback sucker), 2632 nucleotides. Its product is annotated as solute carrier family 35 member B1. The transcript has 9 exons. The record is from RefSeq and is a predicted model, not a curated record. The coding region runs from base 585 to 1574 and encodes 329 amino acids. Gene Ontology annotation, cellular component: endoplasmic reticulum membrane; Golgi membrane. Gene Ontology annotation, biological process: UDP-galactose transmembrane transport. NCBI's taxonomy places the organism in Eukaryota, Metazoa, Chordata, Actinopteri, Cypriniformes, Catostomidae. Gene Ontology annotation, molecular function: UDP-glucose transmembrane transporter activity; UDP-galactose transmembrane transporter activity.